Molecule: messenger RNA, 1420 nt
Organism: Abrus precatorius (Indian licorice)
Lineage: Eukaryota; Viridiplantae; Streptophyta; Magnoliopsida; Fabales; Fabaceae
Product: protein DMR6-LIKE OXYGENASE 2-like
Exons: 4
Coding region: 47-1090 (347 amino acids)
Source: RefSeq, a predicted model, not a curated record
CAUGUCCUAAGCCAUAGAAAGAAUCAAUAUUCAAUAUUGUUCAGCAAUGGCCACUACAACCCAAAAGCCACUCAUCACUGACUUAGCCUCCACCGUGAAUCGUGUACCCUCUAAUUUCAUUAGGCCCCUUUAUGACCGUCCAAACCUUCAACAACUUCAAUCCUCCACCGCUUCCAUUCCCAUCAUCGACCUUCAAGGUCUUGAUGACUCCAAUCGUUCACAGAUCAUCCAAAACAUUGCCCAUGCUUGCCAAAACUAUGGCUUUUUUCAAAUUGUGAAUCAUGGAGUUCCAGUGGAGGUGGUGAGUAGCAUGGUGAAUGUGUCAAAAGAGUUCUUCCAAUUGCCAGAGGGGGAGAGGUUGAAAAACUACUCUGAUGACCCAUCCAAAACAACCAGGCUUUCAACCAGUUUCAAUGUCAAGACUGAAAAAGUUUCUAAUUGGAGGGACUACUUGAGACUUCACUGCCACCCCCUCGAGGAUUACAUUCAAGAAUGGCCAACCAACCCUCCAUCUUUCAGGGACGAUGUUGCAGAGUAUAGUAGAAAGAUGAGAGAGUUAUCAAUGAAAUUACUAGAGGCAAUAUCAGAGAGUUUGGGGUUGGAAAGGGAUUACAUAGAUAAAGCAUUAGGGAAACAUGGGCAGCACAUGGCCAUAAAUUACUACCCUCGAUGUCCUGAGCCAGAGCUAACAUAUGGAUUGCCAGCUCAUGCUGACCCAAAUGCCAUUACCAUUCUCCUCCAAAAUGAGGUUCCUGGUUUGCAAGUCCUCAAUCAUGGCAAGUGGGUAACCGUCAAUCCUGUCCCUAACACCUUCAUCGUCAACAUUGGCGACCAAAUUCAGGUGAUAAGCAACGAUAGGUACAAGAGUGUGUUGCAUCGAGCUUUGGUGAAUUGUGAGAAGGAGAGGAUGUCCAUUCCCACAUUCUACUGUCCUUCACCAGACGCAGUGAUAGGGCCAGCUCCUCAACUCGUAGACCAUCACCAUCCUCCUCAGUACACAAACUUCACAUACAGUGAAUACUACGACAAGUUCUGGAAUAGAGGACUCUCAAAAGAAACUUGCGUCGACAUGUUCAAGGCUCCAAAUUAAAUAAGAUCAUCAUGCUGCCAAAAAUGCGCACCACACUUUUUGAACUGUUAUUUCAUUUUGAAUUAGACACCAAUUAGCUUUUAGUUUUAAGUGGAAGGUCUUUAAAGUUUUCCUAGUUCGUAAAUUUAGAUAUAAAUAAAUAAAUAAAAAUCUAUCAUAUGAUUUGCGUGUAUUGAUUAAUAGACGUGAUGGGUUUUAAUCUAUUCAUGUUGUUGUUAAUUUUUUUUUAUCAUAAAGCAUGUAAAUCAAGUUCAAACUAAAAAAAUAUUUGCAAGUUAUGAAAAAUUUAAAGACCUUUCAUCCACAUCUAAAGGUUGGAGGUGUUUAGAU